AUGGCGACCACGGCUCAACAGAAACUCCACCAAUUUUACAUCUCAUACUCGAACCCUAGAUCUUGCCUCCUUCCGUUCCUAUCUCCCUUUGGCACUUACCGAUUCUUCUCCCUUCCGCGAGACAAACGUCGGUCACCUAAACUCAAAUCCUCUAAGGAUACCUGCUCCACCAUUUUUUUAAAGCAACCUUGUGGUCAGGAAUCAAUUUCUUUACACAAAGCCAUGGAGAAAGCAAUUUCUAGAAGCGAGAUCAUUAAUGCAAUCGUGAGUGGGGUAGAUGUUCUUGUGAUCAUGGCUGCUGGUGGAGGCAAAAGUCUAUGCUAUCAACUUCCAGCUGUUUUACAUCAUGGAAUUGCUCUUGUUUUUAGUCCUUUACUUUCUCUUAUUCAAGAUCAGGAAGCACAUUGUUGUAGUCAUUGGGGACAUGACUUUCGUCCAGAUUACAAGAAUCUUGGGAUAUUGAAGACUCAAUUUCCUAAUGUUCAUGUUGUUGCUUUAACUGAUUUUCGUGUUGUUCUUGAUAAAGAGUUGGGAUUGAUAUUGAAGCUACGAGACAUGAUGAAGGGUUUUAGAGCUUCUUCAGACAGCUUAAUGAUGAGUUACUAA
This is a messenger RNA of Lactuca saligna, 606 nucleotides long. Lineage: Eukaryota; Viridiplantae; Streptophyta; Magnoliopsida; Asterales; Asteraceae. The record is from the annotation of a GenBank genome assembly.